This is a messenger RNA of Monodelphis domestica (gray short-tailed opossum), 5251 nucleotides long. It is a transcript of the gene FBXL7, whose product is annotated as F-box and leucine rich repeat protein 7. Gene Ontology annotation, molecular function: protein binding. The record is from RefSeq and is a predicted model, not a curated record. Lineage: Eukaryota; Metazoa; Chordata; Mammalia; Didelphimorphia; Didelphidae. Gene Ontology annotation, cellular component: SCF ubiquitin ligase complex. Gene Ontology annotation, biological process: SCF-dependent proteasomal ubiquitin-dependent protein catabolic process.
CGGGGCUCCCUCUGUGAUUGACACAGAAAGAGAGGAGGCGCCUGGUGCUAACAAAAGUCUGAGCCACUGGAGAGCAGCGUAGGGCCGUGGGUCUCCUUCUCAGGGAACCAGCAACAAGUGGCUUGUAGCGGCACUUUCCCUUAGGAAGAAGUGCAUCGAGAGCGCUGGGACCGAAGGAGCGAGGCAGUUCUUCCUCUUCGCCCUCAGAAGCCUGAAGGGGAUGUCCUUGCCUGCCUAGCCCUGGGAUGCUGGAAGCUGCAUCUACAGAUUCCUCUAGUACCGCUGCCUGACCCUGAGUGUGGAUUAUUAAGUGGAGCUGCGACCCCUCGGGUUAUCUUUCUUGCAAAAAAUAGAAAGGAGAAAAAGAAAGAAAAGAAAAGAAAAAAAGCAAGGAGUGGAAAAGAGCAAGUCCAUCUGGAGAACCUACGGAGGGGGGGCAUUGCCCUCCCAGAGAUGGUCCUUGUUUAGGGGUUCUGAAGUAUGUCAAAGUAAUCGUUCGGGAUAGGAGGGUUCACUUGCCCGCUUUCGUCGCCCCCUGGUUGCCUAAGAACCGCGUCUUGGCUGGUUAGACAUGGUGUGUACUGGGAGAAGGAGAGUAUGAAGCCUGCAGGAUGGGAGCGAACAAUGGCAAACAGUACGGCAGUGAGGGCAAAGGCAGCUCAAGCAUCUCAUCCGACGUGAGUUCAAGUACAGAUCACACGCCGACCAAAGCUCAAAAGAAUGCAGCUACCAGUGAAGAUUCCGACCUGAGUAUGCGCACACUCAGCACCCCUAGCCCAGCCCUGAUCUGCCCGCAGAACUUGCAAGGCUUUCAGAAUGGAAGAGGGUCUUCCACCUCGUCUUCCUCCAUCACAGGGGAGACUGUGGCCAUGGUCCACUCUCCCCCUCCAACCCGCCUCACGCAUCCUCUCAUCCGGCUCGCCUCGAAACAGCAAAAAGAACAGGCGCACAUCGACCGCCUCCCAGACCACUCCAUGGUGCAGAUAUUUUCCUUCCUACCCACCAACCAGCUGUGCCGCUGCGCUCGCGUGUGCCGUCGCUGGUACAACCUGGCGUGGGACCCCCGCCUCUGGAGGACUAUUCGAUUGACGGGAGAGACCAUCAAUGUGGACCGGGCCCUCAAAGUACUAACCCGCAGGCUUUGUCAGGACACCCCCAAUGUAUGUCUCAUGUUGGAGACGGUGACUGUCAGUGGCUGCAGGCGGCUAACAGACAGAGGACUUUAUACCAUUGCCCAGUGCUGCCCAGAGCUGAGGCGACUAGAGGUUUCAGGCUGUUACAACAUCUCCAAUGAAGCUGUUUUCGACGUGGUGUCCCUCUGUCCCAACCUGGAGCACCUGGAUGUGUCAGGAUGCUCUAAAGUCACCUGCAUCAGUCUGACCCGAGAAGCCUCCAUCAAGCUGUCCCCUCUCCACGGCAAACAGAUUUCCAUCCGCUACUUGGAUAUGACAGACUGCUUUGUCCUGGAGGAUGAGGGUCUGCACACAAUCGCCGCCCACUGCACCCAGCUGACUCACCUGUACCUGCGCCGCUGCGUUCGCAUCACCGACGAGGGCCUCCGCUUCCUCAUGAUCUACUGCAGUUCCAUCAAGGAGCUGAGUGUGAGUGACUGCCGUUUUGUCAGUGACUUUGGCCUGCGGGAGAUCGCCAAGCUGGAAUCCCGUCUGCGCUAUCUCAGCAUCGCCCACUGUGGCCGGGUCACGGACGUGGGCAUCCGUUAUGUGGCCAAGUACUGCAGCAAACUGCGCUACCUGAACGCGCGGGGCUGCGAGGGCAUCACGGACCACGGGGUGGAAUACCUAGCCAAAAACUGCACAAAACUCAAGUCUCUGGACAUUGGGAAGUGCCCUUUGGUGUCGGACACGGGCCUGGAAUGCCUGGCCCUUAACUGCUUCAAUCUGAAGCGCCUGAGCCUCAAGUCCUGCGAGAGCAUCACGGGGCAGGGCCUCCAGAUCGUAGCCGCCAACUGCUUCGACCUGCAGAUGCUCAACGUGCAGGACUGCGAGGUGUCUGUGGAGGCUCUACGGUUUGUGAAACGCCAUUGCAAGCGCUGUAUCAUAGAGCACACCAACCCCGCCUUCUUUUGAAGGGACGCCCUCUACCUAGGAGCUCUUUUUCUAAAAAUCAAAAAACAAAACGACAAAAAACUCUGUUUUUUUAACAAAAAAAAAUGGUAAAGACAGUAUAUGUAAGCACAUGUCAUUCUCAUUUGCAACGGCUGUUUGUUCUUUGGGGGGGGGUAUGCUUUGAAGCUCUUGGGAAUCAGCUUUUGAUUAUUUGUCAUGAUCUACAUGGGGUCAAAGAAAACAAAAAUAAGCCCGUUUCUAGUGCAGUUGUUUCCUUCUUGUUUCUGGUUGGGUCGUUGUAGGUAGCUUCCCUCAGAGGGCCUCAGCAGGCCAAUCAGAAUGCCACGGGGCAUCCCCAAGAAAGCACUGACCUAAGGUUCCCAAGAGUGCCUCAUUUGGCCCAAAGACCCAAGCGCCACACUCAUUGAAGGAAAUGCGAACACCAAAAAACCUUGGGAAAUGGAUCAGUAGCACUUUACAAAGCACUUCCCAAACUUGUCUUUGCAGAUUAGUUACUCCUCACAAACACCCUAGGAUUCCGGGUCUCUGUGCUCAUGCCCAUUUUGGAAUAAUGGAAACAAGAAAAGUAUGCUGUUGUUUUGGGUUUGGAUUUGAUUUUUUAAACUAAAGCGAUUUUUCCCCAGUCGCCCAGGAAAUCUCCCUCCUCUGAGCAUCUCAGUUCCUUCUUAUGCCCUGAGCCAUACUGCCAGGCUGUCCCAGGAAGGAUAUCAUUCAGUGUCAAAGUUUCCUAACUGUCUCUUUCCCUCAUCUGAGUGAUCCCAGCAUAUGCUGCUGGAAUCCAUUCCAUGCUCCGUAAGUGGGAUUACAGGCAGCACCAACAGAGAGGGUCCAUCUAUCUGAAGAUGAGAUUAGAGAAAUUGUUGUGGAGAGACGCUCAGCUGAGAUCCUCUGGUCUCCCCUUGGUAUAAAAGAAUGUCAUCCUUCCUAAACUUUUACUAGCUGGAGGGGAGAGGGGAAUAAUCCUGCGAUUUUAAAUGUAGAAGUGAUGCCCACAUGGGCACACCCUUUCCCUCUACAAAGUAUUUUCCCCCUUUCCUCAGUCCACAUGUGGCAGGCACAUCUGUACUCCAGCUGGGAGAAGACUAACCAGACUACCCUUUUGUCAUUCAGACUUCUGUUUUCUUUCUUCAUUUCUGCGUUCCUUUAUGCACCCAGACUUCAUUGCCUGUAUGAAGUCUUUUGGCGUUGGGCUCCUAAGAGUUUAACUGUGCACAAUGUCACCUUGUGUGCAUGUUUCCAUCACUCUGUGCCUGUUCCACUUCAAAGGAUGGGUCACUGACUUCCCGGUUUGUGCGCUCGGUGACGGUGGCGUGCAAAUAAAUAAGGGAACAACACAUCAAUAAGAUUUAGACUCUGGCCACCAACCAUGUCGACCAUUCUGGGGAAGUAAAUUCAUACCUCUGCUAUGCACACAGGAUUGCUGAAUGGGAAGUUACAACUUUGGAGUGGAGUGGGUGUUUGCCAAUUCAAUUUGCAUAAAAUCAAUAAGCCAAGGGGGGGGAAAGUUUCCAUUGCUUUCCAUUUGAAGUCCAUUCCCUGACUCCAGCUAGCAUAUGAGCUUCCAAAUGCUCCCUCGUAGCUCCCCACCCUUAAUCAUUCACUUCUGAAAAACUGUUCUUCUCCUUCCACCCAAAAGGUUUGGCAUCCAAACCAGGGGCCCCUAGACCUCCAAGCCAAGCAUGUUGAAGCUGUUUUCAGAGCAGGCCUACACAAUGAUUGACAACUGCUUCGAGGCAGAGGCUCCACUCAUAUUCAUGUGUUGGGAAGAAGGAGCUGAAAUAGGGAAUCAUCUGCCCAGUCUGGUUCUCAUAACGAAACAGUAGCUUGCUUUCCAGACAACAUCAUUAGCAUCACUGAUGAAGCAUUCAAAGCCAUGUAGUAAGAGGGGAAAAAAUGUAUGAUCCUAUUGGAAAUACCACUUAGAAAUUCUCACACAGUUUUUAAAUGCGUGCAAGACCUGAGGCAACAUUCCACGUGCAAUUUGCGCCCCUUGACUAAGGUUUAUUUGUGAGUCAUGGAGAAUGUUCCCUCAUCCUAGGCAAUAUGGUCUCCCAGGUGAGCUUGUUAAGAUCCCUUACUUGAAUGAGUGAAAGAAUGAAUGAAGAGAGCAGACCCUCAUGUGCCAGAGACCAUUGGCUACUCUGUGGCUCAAAUUAUUAAAAAAAAAAAAACCUAUAUUCUUGCCAUGUAAUAGUGUCAAAUUUACUGCUUUCUGCCUAUCUGACAAAGCCAACUCUUCACAAUGAGUGUACAGCAUAUCUCUGCUUCAUCUCGCUUCUAAUUCCCCCCCCCCCCCAGACUUCUCUUCAUGAUAUUCCAGAGGGAAUUCAAGGAGUUUGAAUGUUUGGAGGAGGUAACUGGAAAUUGGGUUCAGCAAGUUUUUAAGAGACCAAACCAAAGGCCUCAUUAGCAAAUUUGACUGUUAUAAAAUGUUGCUUCCUUCCUGGCUAUGCUAAAUUGAAUGCUCUUCUUUUAAAAAAAAAAGUCUAAUGUUGAAAUCAUUACAUGCUGUAUGAUUCUCUAGAAAGCCAUUAAUUUACUACCAUCAAGAAAUAAAGCAAUAUGUCAGUAAUUAUCUCGGCCUCACUUUUUGCCAUCCUAACUAUAGAAGGGUACUGCAGUGGGAAGAGGGAAAAUGUAAUCCAUCAAAGGUGCCAUGACUGGAGGCAGGAACACGGAUGCUCCCUCUGAUGCCUGCAGUGUACGGUUUUGUCAUUUCCCUUGGCUCAGUGAUAUUGGCUUCACAUUAGCAGGUCAAUGGAAAAGCAUUCGCUUCGCAGGUAGUGAAUUCAUGCCUUCAUAUUUGUUCCAACCUUUGAAAGGAACUUCAAAAUUGUUUUGCUUAAUGUCUGUUGCUAUAAAUAAAGACAGAAGGCGUCCGCCCAUGAGGACCUGUACGAGACUACAGACACACAAUCAAAUAGAACAGUUACUAAGAGUUAGGAGAAGAUGGGAAAAACCUAAGGUGGCAAUUUUUUAAGUCCUAAAGCUCCAUGAGACCCAAGAAAUCCAUUAUGGAGGAGGAAGAAGUGCUAUAGGAGUAGCAAACUUGAUCCGAAACAUGCACAAAGGAUACAAGAGUGAUUGUUUUUAGAUAUUUUAGAUGUCCCUUGCCUCCUUUCCAGUCAAUAAACUAUUCUGAAAAAUCUCAGAAAGACCAGAAA